GUUACAAGGAUGAGAAGAAGAAAGCGGACCGCCACGGGGCCUCUUCCGACCCCAUUUACACCCCGAUCCAGGAGGACUACAGCGACCCCGAGAGCCCCCAGUCCAGCCUCUCGUCCCACUACUUCCAGGGCGAAGCGGCCGUCACCGAGAGCUACUCGAUGGAUGCCUUCUUUAUCGACGGGCGGUCCCGCCGGCCGGGGGAGGCCCCUCGGCGCGGGGGCCACCGCCACGCCUGCCCCGAGUGCGGCAAGACCUACGCCACCUCCUCGAACCUCAGCCGGCACAAGCAGACGCACCGCAGCCUGGAUAGCCAGAUGGCCCGCAAGUGCCCGACGUGCAGCAAAGCCUACGUCUCCAUGCCCGCCCUGGCCAUGCACCUGCUGACGCACAACCUCAAACACAAGUGCGCGGUCUGCGGCAAGGCCUUCAGCCGGCCGUGGCUGCUUCAGGGACACAUGCGCUCCCACACGGGGGAGAAGCCCUUUGGCUGCUCCCACUGCGGAAAGGCCUUCGCCGACCGCUCCAACCUGCGCGCCCACAUGCAGACCCACUCGGCCCAUAAGCACUACCGCUGCAAGCAGUGCCAGAAGACCUUUGCCCUCAAAUCCUACCUCCACAAACCCUACGAGUCCGCCUGCUUCAAGGGGCCGGAGCACAUGGGUUGGACUUCACUGAAGGUGAAUUACGGAAGUCCACCACAGCUGAAGAGCACCAAGCCAAUUAAGGAAACGCUGAGCACCAUUCAUGGAAAGCCUGCAGAGACCCAAGGACUGAGGCACAGUCUCAAGACUCAACCAGUGUUCUUGAGGUGCCACAUGAGCAAAGAAGCUCUGGAUCUGCCUGGCAGAUGGCUUGGGAAAGGAUCUUCAGGACAGCUCGGUCUCUAUAGUCAAUAUCUCUUGGUUGAUCCCCAGGAGAAGCCCAAGAACCUCAGCCUGAAGGACCCCUUUCCAGACAUUCAUGAAAAAGGACACGUUGAUGGGUCCAUGGCAUUGCUCAGCUGUCCCCAACCUGCUGUCCCCAGGAUACACCACACUCUAACGCUCAUUCUGUCCAGCUAUCACAGUUCCCAUCCUUUCCAGCUGGGGCUGAUGGCAGCUGUUGUCCAACACAUCCAGGGCACCAAGUUGGGGAGCAACACUUUUGCACAACUCUGUGGCAAACCUAACUCCUGCACUUUGAGCGUGCAGCUGCCCCCUCUUUUUAGGAAGCAGGUUGAAGCCUUCUUGCAACCACAGUGA
This is a messenger RNA of Python bivittatus (Burmese python), 1241 nucleotides long. The record is from RefSeq and is a predicted model, not a curated record. NCBI's taxonomy places the organism in Eukaryota, Metazoa, Chordata, Lepidosauria, Squamata, Pythonidae.